Messenger RNA from Parastagonospora nodorum SN15, 2520 nucleotides. RefSeq lists its product as hypothetical. Gene Ontology annotation, biological process: TORC2 signaling. Gene Ontology annotation, molecular function: phosphatidylinositol-4,5-bisphosphate binding. The record is from RefSeq and is a predicted model, not a curated record. The transcript has 3 exons. Lineage: Eukaryota; Fungi; Ascomycota; Dothideomycetes; Pleosporales; Phaeosphaeriaceae. Bases 1 to 2520 code for a protein of 839 amino acids. Gene Ontology annotation, cellular component: plasma membrane; cytoplasm; TORC2 complex.
AUGUCGCUCCUUCAGAACGAAGACUUCGUCCUCUACCAACUACGGACCGCCUACCUCUCCUCGAUCAAAGACGGCGUAGGCGAGCGACUGAUCAACGUCAACUCCAAUGUCUUGAAUAACCCCGCAUUUCGCGCUGCAGGAUGGGUGCCCAACGCCGCCGAUAUCAAGCGCACUUACUCCCCGCCUAUUCCUACUGCCAUCACCUCGGAAUACUUCCAAGCCCCUCGUUCGGCUGGUCUCAAGGCGCCCGAGGGAUUUGGCGACGAUGAAGAAGAAGGUGGCAUGGUUACGGGAGGCGGAAGCAAUGACACGGUCGGCCCUACCCUAAAUGCGAAGCGCAGGCGGAGAAAAGAGAUACUCGAAGAGGACGACAGCAGUGACCUAAGUGAUGAGAGCGACGAAGAGGAAGAUUCGCAGCGGCCUGCGAAUCAGAUCAAAUUCACCAAGAUGCCACUGCGAACCCGUUCUGGCUCUUCUCCUAUACGGGGUUCUGCCCUGCGAAACGAACUUGCUGAGGCUGCCGACGGUCCGUCCGUCAUGAUCACAUCCCCCUCACGACCACCAGAUACCGAAUUACGUCGGGGCUCGCUAGGCACGUUGGAGACUGUCAAAGAGCGCCCCAGGAGAGACACCAUCACCAGUAGCGAAAUGUCAUCUGAAAACGAAUUCGACAAUUCGGCUUUCCGAAAGAGGAAGCUGAAUCCGCGCAAAGCUGCUGUCAACAAGCAACUGCUCGCUCAACGCAUCCAGGAAGAUGAAGGCGAGGCGCGCAGUACUCGUCUAGAAGCGCUGGAUGAAGGCGAUGAGUCUGACAGCUCACUCGACUCCGAAUUCUCGGGCUCAGCCGAUAGCGGUUCUCUUAUGGGAGCUGGCGGCGAUGCGCUUGACUCGUCUCCUCCGGCUGCCCUCAACAACAUGACUGCCAUCACCUCUUUCAACAUGUCGCCCAAAAAGAAGAAGGAGCCAAUCCAGCCGACUCUCCAAGCCCUGCCACCACCAAGACCCAUCAGCUUCAUCUUACCUGUAAGCGCUCUCACACAAGCGCUGCAGGCCAAGGAACAGAAGCCAUCGAAUCCACUGCAACGCUUCGCCAGAUGGAAUGCGGCUAGCGAGGCUCAACAAAACCCCAUCUACCUCAAGAUCUACUGUCCGUUCUCAUCGAAGCCCUCCAAAGCCCUUGAGCUCUUGGUCAGAAAGUUCAACGACAAAGGCGAAGGUCCAAUCGUGGCAGAGGCCAUCGGCUACGCACUACACCGUUACCAGGAAGAGAAACUUGAGCCUCCAUUGUCUGCGGAGAAGAUGAACGUCAACCAUUGGGUGAUGCGCAUGUAUGAUGAUGGUGAAGUUGAUGACGAGUUCCCACCUCUGACGAGAAACAAACCACUGAAGGACUUCGCCUCCAACAACGCUCGUGGUAUGCGUCCGCGGGCUCGGGAAAAGCCUUGGGACGAAUUUGCUCUUGUCGAAGCAAGCCCACGGGAAAUUGGCGAGAACGAAAAAUUGACGCCCAUCUAUAGUACCGAAGCAGCUGCCGCUCUCGAGACUCAGAAUGAUACAGCAGAUGGCACAGUGGAAAAGAAGCCCGUGAAACCUAUACCCAGUCGUGCAAAGAGCUUCCGCAACCCCAUCACCGGACCAUCAUUUGCUCCUUCAGCGACCCGCAGAGAUAAGAGUGCACUCGCAGAUGCUCCCACGGUCAACGCGUCACAUGCAGCCAGUCGGACGGGACUCCCGAAGACUGUCAACAUACACUUUACCGACGAACAUUUCAAUGUCAAACAUAUACCCAUCAACUGCACAACGGAUACCUAUAUUGCCGAUGUCUUCGAGCAAGUUUGCCACGAGCUGCGCCUCGACAAAGCGCUCUAUAUCCUCAAAGUCAGCAGCAGCACCACCGUCGCGCCCACAGAUCGUACCGUCGAAGCUCUCGGCAACCGCAUGGAUCUUGACCUAUCGCGUCGUCGCUUCGUAGGUGACGGUGUAUUCGGACUCUCAGGCUCACCAGGCUCCUCAUCGCCGAACGCCCCUCUCAUCAUCAGCACUGGUGGCGCUCCCAAGAAGACCAAGAAAGGCGAGCGUACCAACGCGGCAGUGUCUGGCCACGGCCUCAUUCACCCUCUCGCAGCCCGCGCCGAAUCAUCCGCCCUUGCACUCACCACAACAAAUUACUACCGCCGCUACGCUGUCAUGCGCAAACAACCCAUGUCAUUCGCCUCAUCGACAUCCCGCAUUCUCGCCCUCGAUAAUGAGUACAUCCAUAUCAUGCCUGGCGAGACAACCAAGGGCAACGCACGACCCGGUGGGUUCGCUAUUGAAGGCGGCAAGACCACGACAGUACAUUUCAGCAGCGUAGUUGGCAGCAAAGUGAGCAAGAAACACCCGAAGAUGUUCCGCUUGCUCGUUUUCAAGGAGAGAGAGACAAAGAGGUACGACUUCGUGGCGCAGACAGCGGACGAGGCGGUGGAGAUUGUGAGAGAGAUCAAGAGGGGCGUGGAACGGUAUGCUGAGGGCGUUGUCUAG